Molecule: messenger RNA, 1248 nt
Organism: Chlorella variabilis
Lineage: Eukaryota; Viridiplantae; Chlorophyta; Trebouxiophyceae; Chlorellales; Chlorellaceae
Exons: 5
Coding region: 32-526 (164 amino acids)
Cellular component (GO): cytoplasm
Molecular function (GO): oxidoreductase activity, acting on a sulfur group of donors, disulfide as acceptor; protein-disulfide reductase activity
Source: RefSeq, a predicted model, not a curated record
CACACCCCGACCCUCGGCUGUUCACGGCAGGAUGAGCGCCCUGGUUGCAGCAGCCCCGGCAGCGAUGGCGCCCCGCGCCGCCCACCCGGCUCGGGCGGCCCUGCGGUCGCCCUGCCGUAGCGCCUUUGUGGCCAGGAUCCAGCACCGGCGGCCAGCAGUGCGGUCGGCGCGCGUGUACGCAGCAGAUGCCAACGUCAAGGCUGCAGGCGCGGGCCCCGUCACCGACUCUACUUGGGAGGAGCUGGUCCUCAAGUCGCCUGUCCCUGUGCUGGUCGACUUCUGGGCGCCCUGGUGCGGCCCCUGCCGCAUGAUUGCGCCGCUGGUGGACGAGAUUGCGGCUGAGUACGGCGACAAGCUGCGCACGCUCAAGCUGAACACGGACGAGAGCCCCAACGUGGCCACCGAGUACGGAAUCCGCAGCAUCCCCACCGUCAUGGUGUUCAAGAACGGCCAGAAGAUGGAUGCGGUGAUCGGGGCGGUGCCCAAGGGCACGCUGGUGCAGACUGUGGAGAAGUACAUGGACUGAGGGGGGCGGUACGCUGCGGUACGCUGAGCUGGCGACGAGCUGGCGGCGGCGCUGGAAGGCAGCGUUGAAAAGCCGUGCAGCUGGCGGCGGCGCUGGCCCGGGCUGGGCGUGUGUUGGGGCCGAGCUUGUGUCGGGGCUGGGCUGGAACUGGUCCGUACGCACACGGCACGGCACGGCCCCCGACACGGCCCGCGCCUCGUCAGCCCGGCCCGGCAGCCGCCUUGCGACGUCUGCGAUUUUUUGUACCACCACCCCCCCUGCCUUCCACCCUCCGCCCUUACACCAGGGGCAUGCACAGCUGGCACUGCCCACCUUGCCUUCCUGCCUCUCCCAUUCAUUUGUUGGUUCCCACCUGCCGCCACUUGACCUGAUGAAACACAGCCGAAUUUCGUGGCUGCCGCCCAGCCCGCCCCGCGCCCAGCGGGAGCAAGGGCCGACGCGCGUUCGCCACUUCUUUUUUCCUCCCCAUUUUGCACCCGCCCUAGCGGCAGCAGCCGCCCGGCGCCAGUGGAGAUGCAGUAUUUGAGCGAGGAGCGGUAAUCAGCCUGCCUUCCGUCCGUCCUUGCCUCCCCUGCCACCGCACCCGUCCAGUCCCACGUCCAUACAAGUGUGUCCGUCCCUGUGUGCCGCCGUCCCCGCCUGCCUCCCCACCACCACCACCCCUCCUGCCGGGCUGGCCACGCCAUUGUGCCUGGCCCUCCGUUUAAUAUCGUCAGUGUGGC